UUACUCAAUUCAGGUUCAUCCUAUCAUCCCCUUCAUGAGAAAAAGAUCGAGUGCUCCUCAUACACCCUAUUCCUCUCUUUCUCCCUUCUCCGCCGUCGUACAGAUCUCCGGUUAGGUUUCCGAUCAUCUCCGAAUCCACAGAUCCUGAAACCUUCCCGAUCCUUCUAUGCUAUCAAAUUUUUCACCAUUUUUUAAGGAUUUUUCGUUGUUACUUGAAUUCAACAAAAAAACUAUAGUGGAUUUUUCCAGAAGUUGAAUCAAAUGUCUUUACAAAACAAGGGAUUCUGGAUGGUAAAAGGAUCUGGACACGUUAGUGACAGAGAGCCGCCGUUUGAUAAUCCUUCCAAAGUUGAACCUAAACGACCUCAUCAAUGGGUAAUUGAUGCUACUGAAGGGGAUUUUUUGCCAAAUAAGAAGCAAGCAAUAGAAGAUGCAAAUGAAAGAUCUAGUUCAGGAUUUUCUAAUGUAAAUUUUACUCCAUGGGAGAACAAUCACAAUUUUAAUUCAGUCCCAAGCCAAUUUAUUGAUAGAUUAUUUGGGUCUGAAACUAGGCCUGUCAAUUUCACUGAAAAAAAUACUUAUGUUUCGGGAGAUGAUUCUAAUGUCGGAUCAAAGAUGAUCACCAAUCAUUAUGUACAUGAUCCAUCUUUUGGCUUGUCUAUAUCUCAUCCUGCUGGAGAUUCUGAAGCAUGUAUGAAUUUUGGGGGAAUCAAGAAAGUCAAAGUCAAUCAGGUUAAGGAUUCUGGUGAUAUGCAAGCUCCAGAGGAACAUAAUUUUGAUAGGCAGAUUAAGGGUGGUCUACAUCAAGCCUAUAAUGGGGAAGUUGAGACAAGAUCCGGAUCAAUAGGGCAAGCCUUUGAUAAGGAUGGCAAUGUAACUUACAUGGGACUUGCCUAUGGCAGUGGGGAUGCCCAUAUCAGAUCAUUUGGUACCCCCUUUGGCAAAGGAGAUAACACAGUCCUAUCAAUUGGUGAAUCCUAUAAUAAAGAGGAACCUAUGGCUAUAAUUCCUUUUGGUGGGUUUCCAGAUGAACGGGGCAUUAUCUCUGGGGGAAGGGCUGCUGGAGACUAUGACCAAUUAUAUAAUCAAUCAUCAAUUCACAUGUCAACAAGUCAAGAUAAAGAGUUUGAUGCAUCAAAUUCCAAUGUAGCUGCAAGUACUCCUUUGGUGGCAACAAAAAAAACUGAAUCUGUGUCCAAAAAUAAACAAGAUACAAAAUCAACAAGGAAAGAAUCUCCAAACACCUUCCCUACUAAUGUCAGGAGCUUGAUAUCUACUGGUAUGCUUGAUGGUGUUCCGGUGAAGUAUGUCUCAGUGUCGCGAGAGGUAAAUUUUGGUCUUUGUUGUCAAUUAUUUCAAUUUAAAAUGCUGCUUUAUAAUUAUGUUCCUUUAUGGAUGAAGGAACUUCGUGGAAUUAUAAAAGGCUCUACCUAUCUUUGUGGGUGUCAGUCAUGUAACUAUUCUAAGGGUCUGAAUGCUUUUGAGUUUGAAAAGCACGCCGGUUGCAAAUCGAAGCAUCCAAACAAUCACAUUUAUUUUGAGAAUGGGAAGACCAUUUAUCAAGUAGUACAGGAAUUGAGGAGUACCCCUGAAAAUUCAUUGUUUGACACAAUCCAAACUAUUUUUGGUGCACCAAUAAAUCAGAAAGCAUUUCGAAUUUGGAAAGAAUCAUUUCAAGCAGCAACACGCGAGCUUCAGCGUAUUUAUGGAAAGGAAGGACGCAACCUCUAAGUCCCCACCACCAUUGUGCAAACUUAACUUAGGUUAGGUUCUAGUGUGAAUAGCAAGAUGCAUCAGUUUUCAGUAUUUAUCUUGUAUCUUUGUUUAGCUCUGUGACCUUUGGUACAUUCUGUACCUUAGUGGUCUUGGUCAAGAGAUUUUUUUGACGCAAGGUCUCGCUCAAAAGAUUGAAAGCUUUCAUUUAUGUAACUUUUGUCCAAAUCAUUGGGAUUAAGUGCUUUUAUUUGUCUAUUAUAGUCUCGAGAAAGCUAAUGUUCUUGGGUGAUUGAAGGAACAAAACUUGUUAAUUUUGGGGCACUGGACUCUGCUUGUGAAGUGUCCUAUCUGUAACUUUAUUAUUUGUCUUCAAAUACACAAGGAAAAUUUACUUGAAUA
Messenger RNA from Trifolium pratense (red clover), 2115 nucleotides. RefSeq lists its product as uncharacterized. The transcript has 5 exons. NCBI's taxonomy places the organism in Eukaryota, Viridiplantae, Streptophyta, Magnoliopsida, Fabales, Fabaceae. Bases 262 to 1731 code for a protein of 489 amino acids. The record is from RefSeq and is a predicted model, not a curated record.